This is a messenger RNA of Parathielavia appendiculata, 1239 nucleotides long. RefSeq names its product 4-hydroxyphenylpyruvate dioxygenase-like protein. The coding region runs from base 1 to 1239 and encodes 412 amino acids. Gene Ontology annotation, biological process: L-tyrosine catabolic process. Lineage: Eukaryota; Fungi; Ascomycota; Sordariomycetes; Sordariales; Chaetomiaceae. Gene Ontology annotation, molecular function: 4-hydroxyphenylpyruvate dioxygenase activity. The transcript has a single exon. The record is from RefSeq and is a predicted model, not a curated record.
AUGUCACCGUCUGCAACCUCGGACAUCUACGCUUCCUCCGGGGCUUCGGACUUCGCAGUCCAGAGCCCAUCGCCCAACUUCAGCGGCUACGACCACAUCACAUGGUGGGUGGGCAACGCCAAGCAGGCCGCCGGCUUCUAUACCACCUUCUUCGGCUUCAAGACCAUCGCCUACCGCGGCCUGGAGACUGGCAGCCGCUACUUUGCCUCAUAUGUCGUGGCCAACAACGAUGUGCGCUUCGUCUUCACAUCGCCCAUCCGUUCGGCCAAGCAUCUGCCCGAAGAUGAGCCCAUCUCGCCCGAGGACAAGCACCUCCUCCAGGAGAUGCACGAGCAUCUGGAGAAGCACGGCGACGCAGUCAAGGACGUAGCCUUUGAGGUUGACAGCGUCGACGGCGUCUACGACAAGGCCGUGGUCGAGGGCGCCGACGCCGUCCAGCCGCCCAUGACGACGGGCGACAAGGAGCAGGGCCACGUGCGCACCGCCGUCAUCCGCACCUACGGCGACACUACGCACACACUCAUCGCCCGUCAGAACUUCCGCGGCGCCUUCCUGCCGGGUUUCCGCGCCGUCCCGUCAACCUCCGGCACAGCCACCGCCGCCCUGCCCCCGGUCCCGCUCGCCCGCAUCGACCACUGCGUCGGCAACCAGGACUGGAACGAGAUGGUGUCGGCCUGCGCCUUCUACGAGCAGUGCCUCUCAUUCCACCGCUUUUGGUCCGUCGACGACAGCCAGAUCUGCACCGAGUUCAGCGCGCUCAGUUCCAUCGUCAUGGCGAGCCCCAAUAACGUUGUCAAGAUGCCCAUCAACGAGCCCGCGCCGGGCAAGAAGAAGUCGCAGAUCGAGGAGUACGUGCAGUUCAACUCGGGCCCGGGCGUCCAGCACAUUGCGCUGCUCACGCCCGACAUCAUCGCCAGCGUGUCGGCUCUGCGCGCCCGCGGCGUGCAGUUCAUCGACGUGCCCAAGACGUACUACGAGACGAUACGGAUGCGGCUCAAGACCGAGAGGCGGGACUGGGAGCUCAAGGAGGACCUGGACGUCAUUGAGCGGCUGAAUAUCCUGAUCGAUUAUGACGAGCGGGGUUAUCUGCUGCAGCUGUUCACCAAGCCGCUGAUGGACAGGCCAACGGUGUUUAUUGAGAUCAUCCAGCGGAAUGAGUUUGACGGAUUCGGAGCGGGUAACUUUAAGAGCCUGUUUGAGGCUAUAGAGCGGGAGCAGGCAGAGCGGGGGAAUUUGUAA